CCAAAAGCUGCGCGAACGAAAAUUGCAAAUUUUGAUUGGUGACUGCAUACUAAUCGGCGACAUCGAUUGGUUAAGACCCAGCCAGCCAAAAAAAAAAACUUCGCCCAGCCCAGCCUAGCGGCCCUCACGCUCCUCUUACACACACACACACUUUUCUCUCACAUCUUAUCCCACUGCUAAAAGAUGCCCAAAGAAGCAACUCAGAAGACUAGCAAGCGCACCGACAGAGGCAGAAACAGCAAGCCCAAGAAGGAUGCCAGCGCACCCAAGCGUGGCUUGUCUGCUUACAUGUUUUUCUCACAAGAAAUGCGCCAACAGGUCAAGGACGAAAACCCAGAGGCCGGCUUUGGUCAAAUCGGCAAGCUCCUUGGUGCCAAGUGGAAGAAAAUGUCGGAAGAAGAAAAGAAGCCAUACAAUGAAAAAGCUGAGGCUGACAAGAAGCGUUACGAAGAUGAGAAAGCUGCUGCUGGCCAAUAAUUGAAAAAAAAACAAAUGCACCAUGAUUGAAGCAAGGACGUAACCCUCUCAAGCCUGAAAAAGCCGAUAUAUUUUAAUAAAUCUUAUGCAUUACUUCAC
This is a messenger RNA of Radiomyces spectabilis, 576 nucleotides long. Its product is annotated as Non-histone chromosomal protein 6. The coding region runs from base 184 to 477 and encodes 97 amino acids. The transcript is spliced from 5 exons. The record is from RefSeq and is a predicted model, not a curated record. Lineage: Eukaryota; Fungi; Mucoromycota; Mucoromycetes; Mucorales; Radiomycetaceae.